AUGGCCAACUCAAAGCUUGGAGUAGAUGAGGAGGACAAGUUCGUCGAAUCGAUGUUUCAAGAGGCCGAACUUGAAGGCGCUGAUGUGAUAGAUUUUGCGGGCUUUGAAAAGCUGCUUGGAAAUCAAAUGGAGCGUUUCAGCAAUACGUCAAUCGACUUCAAAGGUGCAAAGUCCGCAAUGGGCAAAACAAAGAUUAACAAGAAGAGCUCAAAAGAAAUCAAGUUUAAGUCUGUGAAGAGAGUCUACUCACCUAUACAAUCUAACAUCAGAUAUUGUCUUCAGUAUAUUGAAAAUAGCAGGAGACAGUUGUUCGUACUUCUUUUGUAUCUCGGUAUUUGUCUGGGUGUCUUCGCAGAACGAUUUUACACAUACCAGGUGGAAAAGAGAGAGGUUGGGAUGCGUCAACUGGUCGGCUUUGGGCUGCCAUUUGCUAGAGGUUCAGCUGCUGCAAUGUCGUUUUCAUUUGCGGUCCUUCUCAUCAUUACACAUGUGGCAGGACAUUGCUCAAACUUCUACCACUUGACAGCUCAUCCACUUGAAUACCUUUGUUUCCUGAGAGAAUUAGCAUUCAGCUCUGACAACCCCCCGACUUUCUCAUACUGGGUCUACAUGACACCAGUGGGGCUAACAGGUGUCGCCAUCUAUCUGAUCAUGUGGGCCAUGUACUUGUUUGCAACCCCAAUUGCUAGGGGCGCCAUCUUUAAUGCAUUCUGGACAUCACAUAAAGCUUUCGUCCUCAUAUAUGUGCUGACAAUAAUUCAUGGAAGUGGACGCCUGUUGCAGAACCCCUGGUUUCCGUAUUAUAUCACAGGGCCUGCCAUUCUCCUUGCACUAGAUAGGAUAGUUAGUAUUAGCAGAAAGAAAAUCAAACUUGAUGUGAUCAAAGCCGAAUUACUUCCCUCAAAUGUUACCAUGUUGAAAUUCAAACGACCACACGACUUUGAGUACAAAUCGGGUCAAUGGAUAAGGCUAGCCGUUCCCGACCAGGGGAAGGACGAGUUCCAUCCAUUCACGCUCACAUCUGCCCCCCAUGAGGACCACCUCUCCGUACAUGUGAGGGGUAUUGGUCCUUGGACUCUGAAUCUCAGAAAAACCUAUGAGCCGACAAAGACUCAAGGAAAGAAUUUCUCAAAAGUAGAGGUCGAUGGUCCAUUCGGGGCUGGACAACAAGACUGGAACAAAUUCGAAGUUGCCAUUUUGAUAGGUGGCGGUAUAGGUGUUACACCAUAUGCUUCAAUUCUCAAAGAUUUUUCCCAUAUGAUGGCGCAUGGUGGCAGAAGGCGUGUCAUAUGCAAGAAGGUGUAUUUCCUUUGGGUCACUAGUUCUCAUCACCAGUUCGAGUGGUUGAUUGAUAUUCUUAGGCAAGUCGAGGAAAUUGAUAAAGACAACGUAGUCAGUAUACAUUGCUUCAUUACACAGUUUUUCCACAAGUUUGAUCUGAGGACCACAAUGCUUUAUAUUUGCGAAGAACAGUUCAAAAGCCUAUCAAAAAGAAGUAUAUUCACAGGGCUACGAGGAGUGACACAUUUUGGUCGUCCCCAAUUCGAUCAGAUAUUUACGUCGGUGUGUGCCAGUCACCCGGAUGUUGAUCGAGUAGGGGUGUUCAGUUGCGGUCCAGUGGGCCUCACAAAAACCGUUGAACAGGCCUGUCAUGGAUUGGGGAAACAUGGCAGUGUCAAAUUCAGCCAUCACUAUGAAAACUUUUAG
Owenia fusiformis is the source of this 1707-nucleotide messenger RNA. Lineage: Eukaryota; Metazoa; Annelida; Polychaeta; Sabellida; Oweniidae. The record is from the annotation of a GenBank genome assembly.